AGCACUCUUCUGGCUCGCUUGUUCCGGACGCGGAACGUGUUCCUGCCUCGAGGCCUACCUUCCUCAGGUGACUCGGGUCACAGCCCACUCCCAGCCCGGGAAGUUCACCUGAAGUCCCUCACGCAUCUGAGGGUCCUUCCGGAGCAGCAGCGGCGGGUCCAUGGAGAAGGGUCCGGGGCGGGUGACGCUGAAGUCGCGGGGCGCCAGGUGCAGCAAUGGGUUCCUCGAGGGGGAGCCGCCGCGGCCCGGGCCAAGCCCUCCCGCCGAGAAGCCGCCGCGACCGGAGAGCAAGAGCGCCCAGCCGGCGGACGGCUGGAAGGGCGAGCGGCCCCGCAGCGAGGAGGACAACGAGCUGAACCUCCCCAACCUGGCGGCCGCCUACUCGUCCAUCCUGCGCUCGCUGGGAGAGGACCCCGAGCGGCAGGGGCUGAUCAAGACGCCCUGGAGGGCGGCCACGGCCAUGCAGUUCUUCACCAAGGGCUACCAGGAAACCAUCUCAGAUGUCCUAAAUGAUGCCAUAUUUGAUGAAGAUCAUGAUGAGAUGGUGAUUGUGAAGGACAUAGACAUGUUUUCCAUGUGUGAACAUCAUCUAGUUCCUUUUGUUGGAAAGGUCCAUAUCGGUUAUCUUCCUAACAAGCAAGUUCUUGGCCUCAGCAAACUUGCUCGGAUUGUAGAAAUCUACAGUAGAAGAUUACAAGUUCAGGAGCGCCUUACGAAACAAAUUGCCGUAGCAAUCACAGAGGCCUUGCGACCUGCUGGAGUGGGGGUCGUGGUUGAAGCAACUCAAAUAAAAGUAAUUAAUAAAGGGGUGAGCCCUGUAUUUUCUUCUUGCCACCUUUUAGUGGCAACAUUCAAGAAAACUGCCAAUAGUGUAAGUUGCAACCCCAUGGACUAUAGCCCACCAGGCUCCUCUGUCCCUGGAAUUCUCCAGGCAAGAAUACUGGAGUGGGUAGCCAUUCCCUUCUCCAGGAUAGUGUAAGUUACUUCUGUAAAACCACUGCCUUUCAGGUAACCUGAGGGUGCUGGGAAGGGAGAAGGAUUCAUGUGUUUUGUUCAGAGUAUGGUAAUUUGAUUCAGAAGCACAGGAAUGUUGGGGAUGGGAGAAGAUUAUGGUCAAUAUGUUUGUUUUACCCUCUCCAAACAAAAAUGGUGUGCUUGAAAUAAUUUAUGUACAGUGUGCAGCAUUGCUCUGCAAAUUGAAAAUCCAAAAGGCUCCACUUUAAUCAUGAUUAUUUAACCACCUGACACUUUAUUUUUUAUAUAUUUUUUAAACUAUCCAGUUGUAACAUAUGUCACCAAGGGGAAGGUAGCGGAAUAUCUAUGUAUUUUAAUUUCACUGUGAGUUAAAAAGGCAAUUUCUACCCUCUAUUCUUUUUAAAAUUCAAGUACAGGAGAUUAGUUCCUGAAGUUGUUUACGAGUAUAUUCUCAUGUCAAUAUACAGGGAUUUAGACAUUUAACUCUCUGUGCCUUGAGGAGAAUAUCACACCAUUUAGAGUGUAGAUACCUUUGCCUUUUUUUUUAAAAAAAAAAAGCCAUUAUUUUAUAAGACUUAGUCCUGACAUUGCAAAUAACUAGUUCUCACAGUUCUACCUUUUCAUUUUUCUUGGGAGCUUACUUUGUGAGUUCCUUGUAGAUGCCUCAAAAAAAUUUUUUUUAACUUAUCAAAUGUUUUUCUAAGUAUUUACAGAAACUUUUGAAAGUGUCCAUCAUUUUCGGGUUUGCAGAACCAUAGCUUCCGUGAAUGUGAGAGAAUGCAGAUUGCGCUGUGAACUGUUUUGAGCUCUGUCCCAUGUCUAAUGAAAGCGGUUUUGUUGGUGUCUGUGAAAAUGCACCAUCAUUUUGUGGAAUGAGUGUAAAAUACUGGAAACGGGUAUACGAGUUUCCCGUGUGGUCCAAGUGGAUCUUAUCUUUGGUGUGACUGUUCAAGUGGGAUAGGUCUUUUAGUCCAGGAAGCUGCUGCCUUAUUAAUGAUUAUCUUAAAAUUUCCUCCACUGGGGCAGUGUGGGCCAAAUUGAAACAAACAACAACAACUAAAACCCCAACUCUCUGCAAAAACAAAUACAGUUAUUCCAUGGAGAAGUCUCUGAUAUGGAGAAGGCUGACACUGUGCUCUUCAAAUUUAUCCUGUUACCUUAACAAGGAUUAACCACAUACUUGCUGUAACUCUGGUAGUUCUGCCUCUGCCACUCUGAUGCUAUUUGGCUUAUGCAAGGGCAAGAUGGCAGAGGUGUUUUUUUUGUUGUUGUUGUUUAAUUUUAACUCUUCCCUACUUUUAGUUCCUUUAUUUUCUCUAUAUUUGGAGUUUCUAAAGUAGUUUGGUGGUUAAUUCUGAGUUCCCUUUAAAAUUUAACCUGAUAUAGACAUUAUCCUACUUAACAUUUAGACAGAGAUAGAAUUAACAUUCACCUCAUGCUUAAUAUUCUCAAGUUUUUACAGCUGUGACUUGGAGGACCAAAGAAAUUGUUAGCUGUUAAUUCAUCUUCCUGAGAUCAAUUGUAUUCCUUUUUAACUCUUUAAGAUUUCCCAGAAAUGUUCUCAUAAAAGUUUAAAAUAUCCAUGGUAUUGGUCUAGAGUGUUGGUAAAUGCAGAGUAACUACCUUGUCUGUUUUACUCUGGUCUGUAAGUUCUUCAAAAUUACCUUUUCAUAUCCGUGGCCUUGAGUUCAUUUUGGGAGUUUUUAAGAAUUUGAUGCUUUUAAAUACACUGUUCAAUUUAAUUGUUCAACUUUUAUGUAUGGUGUAUAUUGUUCCUGAAGCUGGUUUUAUUUAAAUUAUUAAAGUGUUUUGACUUUGUUCUUGUGAAAA
Messenger RNA from Dama dama (fallow deer), 2805 nucleotides. It is a transcript of the gene GCH1, whose product is annotated as GTP cyclohydrolase 1. The record is from RefSeq and is a predicted model, not a curated record. Gene Ontology annotation, biological process: tetrahydrofolate biosynthetic process; tetrahydrobiopterin biosynthetic process. The transcript is spliced from 6 exons. Gene Ontology annotation, cellular component: cytoplasm. Lineage: Eukaryota; Metazoa; Chordata; Mammalia; Artiodactyla; Cervidae. The coding region runs from base 161 to 979 and encodes 272 amino acids. Gene Ontology annotation, molecular function: zinc ion binding; GTP binding; GTP cyclohydrolase I activity.